This is a messenger RNA of Kwoniella botswanensis, 5049 nucleotides long. RefSeq lists its product as uncharacterized. The transcript has 30 exons. Gene Ontology annotation, molecular function: ATP binding; ATP-dependent chromatin remodeler activity; ubiquitin protein ligase activity. Lineage: Eukaryota; Fungi; Basidiomycota; Tremellomycetes; Tremellales; Cryptococcaceae. The record is from RefSeq and is a predicted model, not a curated record. The coding region runs from base 1 to 5049 and encodes 1682 amino acids. Gene Ontology annotation, biological process: protein polyubiquitination; DNA damage response. Gene Ontology annotation, cellular component: nucleus.
AUGUCAGGUGCAGGGACUACCUUCCCUUCGACCAGCGCAUACACCUUUGAACUGCCUGAGCACAGAUAUGACGUCGAUCAGCUGGCCAAGAGCGUAGAGGCGGCAUUGGGUAGCAAGGGCAAAGGGGAAGACGGUGAUGCCUCAUCCUCUGCAAACCACUUCCACCUUCAUACAUGUACUAUCGAAAGUUCACUUCAAAUCCCACACGCAGAAGUAUUCUACUGGCACAGAGGGCCACAGCCUAAUCCAGCAUACGAGCUGUACACGUCUCUCCGUUCGAAGCUCACCGACAACUUAGAACCGUACAACACACUAGAUAUUGCUUCAGCGGAUGAUAUAGUAAGACCAAACUACUCACCACCGGCUCACCAUGCACAAUCCGGCCCUUAUUCACAAGGGAUCAAAGUCCACUUACCAGGUACUCACAAGAAAAAGCCUUUAGCCGAAUUGGAAUCUUUACCUAGAUCGGUAAAUAGAGAAUGGAUCCCGUCAUCUACAGCAUGGGACAUGCAAAAUUGGUUACAUGCUUUAUUAUCUUUAGAUCCCAAGUAUGAACCGAUGAGGAAAGGGGGUUAUAGAGAUGACAAGAGAAGAUUCGACUUACAAUCCAAUCUGAAGAUCUGUUGGUUGCCGAAUGAUUCGGAUGACGGUGUGGAAAUCAAGCUCUUGCUCACUAUCAACGUCAUGAUGAAUAUGGAAACUAUAUUUGAACCCCUUCCAGAAAUCGGUCACGAUAUGCUUGGUCUAAUCCUUCAUUCCCUCAUACCCUCUCCGACAGCAAAGAUAUUCCGAAGAGAGUUAGAAUCUCGUGCGGCUGCUUUAAACGACUUCUAUGCUUGUCUCAAGCCUGCACCCGACCUUCCUUUCAACUAUUCGGCAAAUCAACUUCAACCGAAAGAGAUGGUAUCGAAAUUGUUGCCAUUUCAGACUAGAACCGUCAGAUUGCUCUUACAAAGGGAGCUAGGUCUCGAUCAGAAAGGAAAUCAUGAUCCAAUAGGCUUCUGGAAAGGUUACGACUUCGGUCAGAAAGAUGGAAGAGUGGCAUAUAGAAGAUUGACAGGUGAUGUGACGCUGGUCGGUGGACCUGGUCAAGCUACCAAAGUAGAUAGGAAAGGGAAGGGAAGAGCUAUAGAGGCAUCGCCUGAAAGAGGUUCAGAUGACUUGACGCAUGAAGAGGAGAAGGACGUUCCUGCGCUCUUGAAUCUAUCUGGAAUAAGAGGGAUGAUGCUGUGCGAAGAAAUGGGUCUCGGAAAGACUGUAGAAGCAAUCGCUCUUGUCCUCCUCAACCGACAUCCCCUCUCAAAACCUCGUAUUGUCUCAGUUCCAACUCAUUCUCAGCUCUCAGAUUCCCUCACUAUCUCUUCUGAACCGCAUCGAGCAUCGACUAAUAAAAGCAAGGGAGGUAAAUCAAAGAAAAGGGAGAAAGAAGCUACCCCAGAUCCGGUGCCUAUUAUUGAUCUGCUGCAUGGGACCCCUGGGAUGGAAAUUGAGGAGGUCAAAACAUGGGUAGAGGGUGAACAAGCUGCCUUUGCAGAUAGAAAAUCUUGGGAUGAUCAAGCUCAGCUGAACGUCACCGAGGUUGCUACCACGCUCAUUGUCACUCCGCCGUCUCUACUCAAACAAUGGGUAUCCGAAAUGCAACGACAUGCUCCCACUUUACGAGUAUGCGUGUAUGAGGGUUGGAAGUCAUUACAAAAGGGAGUGGAGAAGCAGAGAUCAGCUAGGAUGAAGGCUGCGGAAGCUGAGAAGAAACGAAAGGCUGUCGCAUUCAGAGAUCAAACCAGGAAUAAAUACGCUAGGAAUAAUGCUAGUAGGAGAGUCAAAGUAGAAGUGGAUGUCAAUGGCAAUGACGAAGAGGAAGAAGGAACUCUACAAGUUACCCAAAGACAGUUUGUCGAGUAUGUCAGAGCCCAUGAUAUCGUGGUUACCACCUAUCAGUUUUAUCUCCUAACAUACUGUCCUUUCUCAGUAUCGCAGGACCUCAAGGUAGCUUUACCCGCGCCGCCGAGAAGUAGGCGAUCUACCGCUAACUACAAACCAAAUGAAAGACCUCGAAGUCCACUUGUGAUGGUUGAAUGGUGGCGAGUGAUCAUGGACGAAGUACAGCUUGCGGGCGAUCAAUCAGAUGCAGCCAACAUGGUAUCAUUGAUACCUCGUAAAAACUCUCUGGCUGUUUCGGGUACUCCCGCCAGAGCGGAUAUCAAGGAUCUUAUGGGUUCCCUCAAAUUUCUGCGAGUGCCGCUCAUACCGUAUGAUCAACGAAUAUGGCACCGACUUCAGCAAGCAUCCAUGCGAUCUGCCUUCGAAGGGUUAUUCCGUACAAUCGCAAUCCGUACUACCAAAAAAGAGGUAUCUGGUGAAUUCAAUCUCCCUCAUCAGACCCGAUAUGUCGUUCCUAUCGAAUUAUCAGAGAUCGAAUUGCACUACUACAAUGAUACCCUGGAUCGAUUCAGAGAAAGACUUCGUCUACCUCUCUAUCCGGGAGAACCAAGACCUGAAGAUUGGGUACUAGACCGUCAUCUGUUCAUUGCCUGUUUGAGGAAUCUCAGGCAGAUCUGUACCCACAUCCAAGUUGGUCAGAUGGGUGAGGGAGUCGUUCCAAGAGCAGAGAGGAGAUUGCAUCUCGGUAGAGCUUUGAUGACUAUGAGUGAGGCUUUGGAGAAGAUGAGGAACGAUCAUACGCAAGAGUUCCUGCUUGACACCCGAAAACAAACCCGAGAAAUGAUUAAAAAGGCUCAAUUGCUAAUCCUCGAUGAAAAAGAUGAAGUACGAUAUCUUACGGCUAUCAAUAUAUACGAAAAGGUCAGGACGAUAUUGGACAAGCAGCUCGCGCCCGUUCGAGAACAUCUAAAAGAGCUUCUGGGAGGGCGAGAGGAUACUGCAGAACUCGAUAGGAACAACACGCCAGAAAGCCAUCAAACUCAACAAGAGAAAGAGAAGGCUUUAGCUAUUACUACUGCUAGACAAACAAUCCGAGAAAUUCUCAUUGUCCUGCAUCAAGCCUGGUUCUUCGAAGGCGAUGUCCGACAUAUGCUCAAACAGCAAGAGGAAGAGAUCAAUUGUUAUGCUCAAGCUGAUUCUAUACGAAAAGAAAUCCUCAAACAACCCUUACACAGUGCCAAUCUAUCUGUAGAAUACCUUCAACGCCAGCUCGGUCAGAAAGCAGCUUUGCACGAUGUCGCGGAACUCACGACCGAAGAGACCGAUAAUAGAGGUGGUAUACUGUCUAACGAUACUAUCAACCAACUGAAUGAUCUGCUUGAGAUCAUGAAUGACAAUGCAUAUCUCGUUUUCGAGUGGAGAGCUAAGAUCAUAGCUCUUCUUUCGUCUCCAAUUGAAGGAGAUAGUAUGGAGGAUAGUGCCGAAAACGCGAAAGCAGGACAGAGCACCGAAGUGGAGGAUCCGGAACAGGAAUUCUAUGCCGAAGCUUUGAAAGCACAAGGAGAAGUCGAAGCGUACUUGAUAGCUCAUGCAGCCGCGAUUGCUGAUCGUAGAGAAUUUCUGCUCGAGAAUCGAACUACUUUGGAGGAAUUUGAAGCCAGGCAAAAGAAGCAGAGAACCACUAAAGCAGCUAUGACCGCUGUAGCUGAAAGUACUUUGAAAGAUGUACCUGAUGAGUUGAAAGAACAGACUGCCCUGUUGAUGGCAGAGAGACAAGCGUUCCGUGAUGCUCGAGUUGAGAAGGGUUGUGAGAGACCUCUGAAAGGUUUACUCAUCGAUCUUUAUGGCGUCGCUUCUGGACCAAAUCGACACGAGGAAGUACUCAUCGCGCAGAGGAUGGCUUCAAUGUUGAAGGCUUACAUUGCUAAACAAACUGAAUACGUCGACAAGCUGAACGAGGAAUUGGACUUGUUCCAAGCUACCUUCAACAGACGUGUAAAGUAUUUUGCAGCUCUGCAGGAGAUUUCAGAUUCCGUUACUGCUCCAGAAUACAAAGAUCUGGCUAUGUCUAUUAAUAAACAUAGUGCAGAGAUCGAAAGAUUGGAAGUGAAAUUGGCCAGAAUGGUAGUCAAAGGUCGAUACCUCCAAUAUCUGGGUAAUAAAGAUCGAGAUCAUGAAGAUAUCAGAGAAGACUGCAUAAUCUGCUUUGGAAGUAGUGAUGAUACUCAGGCGGUACUUCUGGAAUGCGGUCAUUAUUUCUGUUCCUCUUGUUACAAGGAAUACAGGAAAUCGCCGAUGGGAAGGAAAUGUCCUUCUUGCAGGAUGGAUAUUGACGGAAAAGAGGUCACAAAGAUCAAACUGAGUUCGCAUAAGAUUGAUACUACUUCCAUGGAUCCGGGCUCAAAAGCCAAAGACGGUGACGAGAUGAAAGUGGAAGCGGAAGUCGGAGCAAGUGCGCAAUUACCCGAAUCUCAAGAUGAGGAAGUAAGCGCGGAGUAUAUAGAAGAAGUUGAACGAGAGAGGAGAAAUGCCGACUUGAGGAGGUUGAAAAUGAUGGAUAUGGAUAAAAUUAGGGAUGUGAGGGGUAUGGAUAUGCUCGGGGAAUAUGGGUCAAAGAUUAACUUCUUGAUCAAACAUUUGUUAUACUUCAGGUCACGAGAACCUGAUGCUCGUCAUGUGAUCUUCUCGAAUUGGUCAGAUAGUUUGAACAUCGUAAUGCAAGCCCUCCGAGCGAACGAUAUCAAAUUCACGUCAUUUGACGAAGGUAAAAAACGAAAAGACGUAGUGGAUAAGUUUCUGAAAGAUAAGAGUAUAAAGGUGUUCUUGCUUCAUGCUGAGAAGGAGAGUUCCGGAUUGACCCUUACGAGUUGCCGAGUGGUUCAUCUCCUCGAACCUGUUUUGAGACAUAGUUUUGAGCUGCAAGCGAUCGGGAGAGUUGAUCGACUCGGCCAAGAUAAGGAAACUUCCGUAUACUGUUAUGCGACGCUCGAAACGGUCGAAUCUCGAAUCCUGUCUCAGGGAGUCCGUAAUGGCACCUCAAUCUACCUCGACGAAGAGAACGCAGAUCAACAUGUCGCUGAUAUGCCCAAUGUCGCUUCGGCAGCGAACAAAGGUGGGGAUGUAGGUGGAGAUGGUAACGAGGAGGAUUUGUUGGGCUUGAUCAUGUGA